AUGACGGUGGAAGAAUCAAUGAGACCGAGGGGUUUCUCCGAACCGAAAGAUACGCUUCAGAAGCAUAUCUUGAAGGACCCAGGGAACCAUCCUCCUUCUCACUUUAAAGACAGAAUGUCACCAAUGCGCUUUGCCAUGAGACAAGAGUUGCUUAGAUUCACGGAUACACAGUCUGUAAAACUAUAUGAAUGGCAGAGGGCGCAUAGAACCAAGGUGAGGGACAUCUUUUUCGCGUACACAUCUUCAUUGGGCUCUCACACAUUUUAUGUGCUCUGCUUGCCGCUUCCUGCAUUCAUGGGGCAUUUCCACUUGGUUCACGACAUGGUGUAUCUUCUAGGGUAUUCGAUAUAUGUGAGUGGCUAUUUGAAGGAUUACUGGUGCUUACCAAGACCAAGGUCUCCGCCGCUGCACAGAAUUACUUUCAGUGCAUACACAACAAUGGAAUAUGGAGCUCCCAGUUCACAUGCAGCCAACGCGACGGUCGUGACCUUGCUACUGCUAUCGCAUAUUUGGUCUAGCUCCGAGAGCUCCGUAUUCACGAAGCUGAUGUUUAGUGCAAUGACAUUCAGCUACUAUUUCACAUUGGUCGGAGGCAGAAUAUACUGCGGUAUGCAUGGGUUGCUUGACAUUAUAAGUGGGUCUCUGGUGGGGGUCUUUUGCUUUGUGCUGAAACAUUUUCUGGCCAAAUUUGUUCUUCAAGAUUUUAAAAUAGGCGACCAUUGGUGGUCUCCGUUGCUCAGCGUUGCCUUUGCGCUCGCAAUACUGUUCACCCAUGUAAGACCCAUUGACGAAUGCCCAUGCUUCGAAGACAGCGUUGCCUUUGUCGGAGUCAUCAGCGGCCUUGAAUGCAGCGAGUGGUUUUUGCAAAGAUCAAAUCUCGAGCCAGGCGCCGGAAUGGGACUCGAAAAAGGAAUGGCCCUCUUCCUUUUGCGACUGCUAGUCGGCAUUCCACUGAUUGUCAUAUGGAAGUACGUGGUAAGCAAGCCGCUGGUGUAUUCCGCGUUGAUCCAUGCUUUCCAAGUCCCCGACGACAGAGCCGACAAACUGGCAAAAAGGCAAGCAGCAAAGAAAGAGAGCACAACGGUGUGUCCGCUAUACAUCGGAGAAGCCAAGAUAGACAUCAUAGGGAGAUUUAUCAUUUACGCCGGCGUCCCGGUCACUGUGAUAGUCGUGUGCCCUCUUGCGUUCGCAGCGCUCAACAUCAUGUCAGAAUAG
Molecule: messenger RNA, 1215 nt
Organism: Zygotorulaspora mrakii
Lineage: Eukaryota; Fungi; Ascomycota; Saccharomycetes; Saccharomycetales; Saccharomycetaceae
Gene: LCB3
Product: sphinganine kinase LCB3
Exons: 1
Coding region: 1-1215 (404 amino acids)
Cellular component (GO): endoplasmic reticulum membrane
Molecular function (GO): sphingosine-1-phosphate phosphatase activity
Source: RefSeq, a predicted model, not a curated record